Messenger RNA from Aureobasidium namibiae CBS 147.97, 2424 nucleotides. RefSeq lists its product as uncharacterized. Gene Ontology annotation, biological process: protein dephosphorylation. The coding region runs from base 1 to 2424 and encodes 807 amino acids. The transcript is spliced from 4 exons. The record is from RefSeq and is a predicted model, not a curated record. Gene Ontology annotation, molecular function: protein tyrosine phosphatase activity. NCBI's taxonomy places the organism in Eukaryota, Fungi, Ascomycota, Dothideomycetes, Dothideales, Saccotheciaceae.
AUGGGUCCCUUGCUUCAAUCACCACAACCUCACCGCGGCCAUGUGCGCACCCCCAGUCCAAACUACUUUGGCUUCACCGCCCAGGACGAUUCCUACGAUUCCGAAUCAAACCGCCAUACAAGGAAGAACUGGAGUCCACCUUCGUCAGCUGUGAGGUCGACGGCUGCUUUCUCGCCCACCGUCAUCCCUGUCGACCAGAACCCCGACUUCGAUGCUUUCCGCCGCCAGUCCGAGAGUGUUGGCUUCAGUCUGGGCUCCCUGCAUGAGUUUGACUUUAAGAAGCCUGCCUUGCCCUCUGCUGGCAACAACAGCCCCAACACAACAAACGCCAAUAACAACAGCUUCUUCAACAACAUCAACAUCUCGGCCAGUCCAAAGGCUACCACCGAGUUGAGGCCGAUGCAGAUGCACAUGCCUCCAACGGGCCGCUCUCCAAAAAGACAUCUUUCUAACGACGGGUCUUUUCCAGACGGCCUUCGCCAUGCUUCUGAGCGCCCCAGCAGCCAGCCCAGGCUGAACAACAUGCCUUUCAAUCUCAACCUCCCUUCUCAACCCCAGUUCAAGCCUAGAGCCGAGACCGUUCCCGUGGCCGGUCCCUUGAACGACUCGACUUCCUUCAUCACCCCCCAGCAUCUGUGCAAUCUGCUCGACUCUGCUGCCGAGGAGAUUUUGAUACUGGAUCUGCGUGUCUCGACACAAUACGCCGGUGCUCAUCUCCGUGGUGCUCUCAACUUGUGCAUUCCUACCACUCUUCUCAAACGUCCAUCUUUCAACGUCAACAAGCUUGCCGAGACUUUCAAGGACGACCCUGAUCAACGCCAAAAGUUUGAAAACUGGAAAAGCAGCAAAUACAUCAUCGUCUACGACUCGGCUUCGUUCCAACUCAAAGACGCCGCUUCUUGUGUUAACACGAUCAAGAAGUUUGACAGCGAAGGCGUCGAGGGCAAGUGCUACAUCCUCAAGGGCGGCUUUGCCGAAUUCGCAAAGAAGCACCCUUCGCAUGUUCAGAGAGCAGGUGGCGCACCAAGCCGUGCUGGUGGGCCCAUGUCGAUGAAGCUGGACUUGGCGGGUCCUGAGAUCGCACCCGUCAUCGGAGGUUGUCCCAUGCCCGCCGAGAAGAACGCCGCCAACCCCUUCUUCGGCAACAUCAGACAAAACAUGGAUCUCAUCGGCGGUGUCGGUCAGAUGGAGAUUAAGCGCCCCUCUCACUUGUCCAAAGAAGCACAAGAUCACUUCCCUCCCUGGCUACAAGCAGCUUCCGACGAGAAAGAUAAGGGCGCACGCGUAUCUGAUAAAUUCUUGCAAAUCGAGAAGAGAGAGCAGAAACGCAUGCAAGAAGCACUUUCAGGAAAGGUCUCGUAUGGCUCGCCCACGCAGUCCAUGCCUAAAUCUGCCAUUCAGAUCGCUGGUAUCGAAAAGGGCUCCAAGAACAGAUACAACAACAUCUGGCCUUUUGAGCAUUCGCGCGUCAAACUACAGGAUGUGCCUUCGCACGGCUGUGACUACUUCAACGCCAACUACAUUUCCUCCAAGCGAUCGCAUAAGCGGUAUAUCGCCACCCAAGGACCCAUUCCCGCUACAUUCGCUGACUUCUGGAACGUAAUCUGGCAACAAGAAACUCGCGUCAUCGUCAUGCUGACCGCCGAAAAAGAAGGCGGCCAAGUAAAAGCUCACAACUACUGGUCAGACAAGCAAUACGGACAGUGUCGCCUCGAAUUCCUCUCCGAAAAACGCGCUUCCCUCGACCCUGCAAAGAUCAAGAGACACAGACAACAGCGCCCUUCGGUCGGCGGCAGAAAAUCCACUGACGGUGCUCCGUUGGCUAGACUGGACACCACUGCCGAUGGCAAUGCUGGAGCAAAGGACGAUCAACCGUAUGUCAUUGUGCGCAAAUUGGCGCUCAGACAUGAAGGGUAUCCGUUCGAACGGAUGCGCGAAAUCACUCAACUGCAAUACUCUUCAUGGCCAGACUUUGGAGCGCCUGCACAUCCCGCUCAUCUGCUAGGAUUGGUGGAACAAUGCGAUGCAGUCGUUCGCAGCACCACUUCCUCCAGCAUCUCAGAGCCAGAUCCACCAGAGACCGCGCCUAUUGUGGUGCACUGCUCAGCCGGCUGUGGCCGCACAGGAACUUUCUGCACCGUCGCCUCCGUCAUCGACAUGUUGAAGCGCCAACGAGCCUCUCAACGCAUCUCGCGUCGCCAACGAGACUCCUCACCCAUGCACAUCGAUACACGACGAAGCUCCUCAUCAGAACACGAUGAGGUCGAUGGCGAGUGGGUGAAUGACGAAACCCAAGACCUCAUUGAGAAGACGGUAGAGGAGUUCAGAAGGCAAAGAAUCUCAAUGGUGCAGAGUCUGAGGCAAUUCGUGCUGUGCUACGAGAGCGUCAUGGAGUGGCUCGUCGAGCAAGAAUCGCAGGAUUGA